Messenger RNA from Moesziomyces aphidis, 831 nucleotides. The record is from the annotation of a GenBank genome assembly. NCBI's taxonomy places the organism in Eukaryota, Fungi, Basidiomycota, Ustilaginomycetes, Ustilaginales, Ustilaginaceae.
AUGCCUUCUUCUUCUACGAGUAUAGCACUCUUCCAAGUGCUCUUCACACCAUACGGCGAAAAUGUAUUGCUAGUAUCGCAACAGGCUGGUCGAUGCGGCUUGCAUGGCCGCACAAGUGUCUCGUCAGUGAGCAAUGAGGCGCGACCGAGAUUCCGCCGGGUCAUGCCUCGAAGUGGCAGCAGUUUGCAGAAGUUGGGGCAGAGCACGCGUCUGUUCGCGGCUGCCCCAACUCCCAUGGCGGCGAAUUUUGGCGCUAUUUCUUUCAGACCCGUACCUCGUCCCAUCGAGCCGCAACGACCCGACGCCCAACCUUCUGCCGUUGGCUACCUACGCCCUUCUCAUUUGCCUCGAACGCCGGAUCGCAUCAUUAUGAUGAAUACCAAAUACAUAGAGUCAAGCACGCGUUCGAGGCAAAAGAAAAAAGGCAUGGCAGACAACAGCGCAAGGCUCGGCGGCGGACUCGUGGCGCUGCAGAUUGACCAGGUCGCGCGAAAGUCGGAGCCGACUCGGGUGGUUCACGCGGCUGCCAAAGUGCUCGCGCCUUCAUCUCUAAUCCUGCUUGCUGCCUACCAUUGCCGACUUCUUGCACCGCACAGCAACAUGGCCGGAAACGCAGGAGCCUCUUCGUCGCGCUGGUACAGGCCCAUGCCUGGCUUCGCGCCGCACCCACCCGCGUUCAAGCACCGCUGGGGCGCCAAGCUCCUCGGCGCAACAAUGUGGUUCUGGAUCUUCUACCGCGCCAAACAGGACGGCCCUGUCCUCCUCGGCUUGAAACACCCCUGGGAUGGCCACGACCACCACCACGGCGACCACGACGACAGCCACCACUAA